AUGUCCAGCAAAAAUUACAAAAUCGCCUGCAUUCCCGCAGAUGGCAUCGGUCCGGAGGUUAUCGACGCAGGAGUGAAAGUGCUCGGAGCGCUCAGCUCAGCCAGCAAAUCGUUCACUCUGGAUUUCGAACACUACGAUUGGAGUUCUGAAACAUACAAGAAGACUGGCAAAUACAUUCCUGGCAAUGGCCUCGAAGAAUUGAAAAAGCACGACGCAAUCUUCUUUGGGGCCGUCGGAGCACCGGAUGUGCCCGAUCACGUCUCGCUAUGGAGUCUUCGUCUGGCUAUCUGCCAGGGAUUUCAGCAAUACGCAAACGUCCGUCCGACAAAGAUCCUCCGUGGUAUAGAGUCGCCUCUCCGCAAAGCAUCGACCGGUGAUCUCGACUGGGUCAUCAUCCGCGAAAACAGUGAGGGCGAGUACGCAGGCCAAGGAGGUCGCAGUCACAAAGGCCAGCCGUGGGAGAUUGCGACCGAAGUCAGCAUCUUCACUCGCCAUGCCGUGACCAGACUCAUCAAAUUCGCCUUUGAGGUCGCGCAGAAAAGAGACAAGAAACACAUUACUGUUGUGACAAAAAGCAACGCACAAAGAAAUGGCAUGGUCAUGUGGGACGAGAUUGCUUCGGAAGUCGCAAAGGACUUCCCUGAUGUCAAGGUUGAGAAGAUGCUUGUGGAUGCCAUGACAUGUCGCAUGGUAUUGCAACCAGGAUCGCUGGACACUAUUGUCGCCACGAAUCUUCACGCAGAUAUCCUGUCGGACCUAGCUGCAGCUUUAGCAGGCAGCAUCGGUAUCGCACCAACCUCCAAUCUCGACCCGACACGUCAAAAUCCCAGCAUGUUUGAGCCAAUCCACGGAUCUGCUUUCGAUAUUACAGGAAAAGGUAUUGCCAAUCCUGUGGGAACAUUCUGGACUGCAGCAGAAAUGCUGCGUUGGUUGGGUGAAGAGACCGCUGCAGACAAACUGCUUGAGGCUGUGGAGAUCGUCAGUGGAAAUGGUGUUUCGACGCGUGAUCUAGGUGGCAGCGCGAACACCAAAGAAGUGACAGAUGCAGUAUGCGAGGAGAUCAAGAAGAUCUACGCGUAG
This is a messenger RNA of Aureobasidium namibiae CBS 147.97, 1080 nucleotides long. Its product is annotated as tartrate dehydrogenase. Bases 1 to 1080 code for a protein of 359 amino acids. Gene Ontology annotation, molecular function: NAD binding; magnesium ion binding; oxidoreductase activity, acting on the CH-OH group of donors, NAD or NADP as acceptor. The record is from RefSeq and is a predicted model, not a curated record. The transcript is spliced from 2 exons. NCBI's taxonomy places the organism in Eukaryota, Fungi, Ascomycota, Dothideomycetes, Dothideales, Saccotheciaceae.